AUGUCGAAUAUAAUUAUUGCUUGCCACCGUAUUUUUUGUGGCCGAAAUCCAAAUAUACACUCUGUUAAAACGUCUAUCAACAAUGGAUUAUCACCAAAAAUAUCUAAUCUAAAUAGAAUAAGAUUAUCUUUAUCACCUGAAGACGAAAAAAUCUCAAACAAAUAUUCAUCAUUAGAUCAACUAAUUAUUCCCCAUACAAAUAUUCAUGUAACAGAUAAAAUUAUUUCAACACAAAAUCACUUAUACGAAAUUCAAAGUGACAUCGAUUUAAAUCGUUUAGCGAAAGAGUAUCUCGAAACAGUAAAUGAAUAUCGUUUUCAUCUAGGAUUCAUAUCACUCGAACUUUCUAAUGAACUUACAAAUCGAGCACUUUAUCGAGCGACUCAAUUAUCUAUUCAAAAUCAUAUAGAAAAUACCAAUCGAUCUGAUCUUAUUCAUAAUAAUGAACCUAUUGGAGAAACAGUUAUAUCUUGUCGAACACCUGUUAAUUAUGGUUCUGAUAUUGCUAAAUUAACGUAUGAUCAACUUAUUAAAGAUUUAAAAAAUGGUCAUUCAUCUAAAAAACGUUAUACACCAAUAUUAAAUCCAGAUUGUCAAUUUCUUGGUUUUGGACUUUAA
Molecule: messenger RNA, 618 nt
Organism: Rotaria sordida
Lineage: Eukaryota; Metazoa; Rotifera; Eurotatoria; Philodinida; Philodinidae
Source: the annotation of a GenBank genome assembly